Molecule: messenger RNA, 1543 nt
Organism: Phragmites australis (common reed)
Lineage: Eukaryota; Viridiplantae; Streptophyta; Magnoliopsida; Poales; Poaceae
Exons: 2
Coding region: 144-1502 (452 amino acids)
Source: RefSeq, a predicted model, not a curated record
CGCCUCGUGUAUAGCUGGCAUAGUUUGUUUGCAUGGAUAGAUAGCAGCCCGUUCAACCCAACUUCCUGUACUUAGCCUAACGCCCUGUACCGAGUCUUUUGUUCUGGUUGUUACGAGGUUGUAAUCUCCUGCUAUAUAUAUCAAUGAGAUGCGCCACCACGAGCUGUGGCUUCCCUCACAAACUCUUUCAUGGUAUCAAAUUGAUCUCACGAUCCACUUAUCUCGCUUCCGCAACCCUACCACUCCAGCUCUUCCCGAUGGCCCAGGACGACGCCGCCGCCGUUGCUGCUGAAGCAGCCGCCGCGGAGGUCGCUGCAGCCAAGGCAGCUCGUGCCCAACUAUGGUCCCAAGCCAUCGCCGUCCACAUCAAGUCUCUCAUUCCCGUCGUUCUCGACAUCUCCAAGUGCAACUACACCCACUGGCGCACCCUGUUCGAGGUUGCCGUCGGCAAGUUUGAGUUGUCCUGCCACCUCACAACAGCUAGCUCUUCUGCGCCGCUCGAUGCCGACUGGAAACGGAUGGACUACACCAUCCUCUCCUGGAUCUACGGCUUUAUCUCCCAGGAGAUACUCGGCAUCGUCAUGGCCCCCGGCGGCACUACCGCCUCUAUGUGGCAGUCCAUCGAGAACCUCUUCCGCGACAACAAGACCACAAGGGCCAUGCAUCUCCAGGCCGAAUUCUCCAACCUGGUGCAAGGCGAUCUCUCCGCCACCGAGUUCUGCCACAAGCUGAAGACGUUGUCCGACGCCCUCCGGGACGUCGACCAACCCGUGAUCGAUCAAACGCUCGUCCUCACGAUGAUCAAGGGCAUGAACCCCAAGCACAAGCACCUCUCGGCUCUCCUGCCCAUGAUGUCGCCGUUCCCUUCUUUCAUCCAGGCGCGGUCGCUCCUCCUCCUCGACGAGCUGAAUGACGACACUGGCGAUCCGGUGGCCAAGGCCACCGCGCUCGUCGCCGACUCCCGCUCCACGCCGGCACCAGCCACAUACAACAGGGGUGGCUCUCGCGGCAACGGCAACGGCAACAAUGGCAAAAAGGGUAAGGGCAAGGGCAAACAAGGCGGCAACAAGGGCUUCAACACCAACUCCAGCCCGUUGCCUCUCCCGGCCCAGCCACACUGGAACCCGUGGACCGGCCAGAUCCAACUCUGGCCCACCGCCGGUCUCCUUGGGCCACGCCCCGGCGUUGCUCCCCGUCCUGCUCCACCCCAAGCUGACAUGGGAGUGCAUCAACCCAUGCAGUCCAUGUCGUACAACCUCCCACCUUUGGCUGGUUUGCCCAUGCACGCCAUGCAGCACCAGCCGCCAAUGGACUUCGCUGCCUCAUCCCAGGCCGGCGCUCCGUCUACUCCAACCUGGGACACCACCAGCAUCGCCAACUCGCUCAACGCCAUGACGCUGCAGCAGCCGUCCGACCAGUGGUACAUGGACACCGGCGCCACCGCACACAUGUCAUCCGGCUCCGGACUUCCUGACCAAGGUUCUACUCCUUCGGUGCAAUAGCCGCCGCAGCGAACUCUACCUGCUCCUGCCUGCGCCCAUCU